Molecule: messenger RNA, 547 nt
Organism: Macroventuria anomochaeta
Lineage: Eukaryota; Fungi; Ascomycota; Dothideomycetes; Pleosporales; Didymellaceae
Product: synaptobrevin
Exons: 2
Coding region: 176-541 (121 amino acids)
Biological process (GO): vesicle-mediated transport; vesicle fusion
Cellular component (GO): SNARE complex; plasma membrane
Molecular function (GO): syntaxin binding; SNAP receptor activity
Source: RefSeq, a predicted model, not a curated record
UCAGACACACGCUGUCAGAGAACCUUACCUGCCCAGCUCUCCAGUUGCUCCGCCUUCCUCAACACGCGCAACCACACCACCUCCACACCCAUCACCCUAACGACUUUCACGAUAUCAUCCAUCACCACCCCCGUCGCACGCAACUAAACCGCCUUUCACACCCACUGCAUUCACAAUGGCCGAUCGCGAGCAGCCCUACGACCCGUACAUCCCUUCCGGCGGCGCCGGCCAGCAGGGCGCCCAAGGCCAGAAUGGCAACAUGCGCACUGCCGCUCUCCAGGCGGAGAUCGACAGCACGGUUGGCAUCAUGCGCGACAACAUCAACAAGGUCUCUGAGCGCGGUGCUCGUCUAGACUCGCUGCAGGAUAAGACCGACAACCUUGCCGUCUCCGCACAGGGCUUCAGAAGGGGCGCCAACCGUGUGCGCAAGCAGAUGUGGUGGAAGGACAUGAAGAUGCGCAUGUGCUUGAUCGUCGGCAUCAUCAUCCUGCUCGUUGUCAUCAUUGUUCCUUCUGGUGAGUCUUGCAAGAUACAGUGGUGACGAACU